ACCAUGUGAAGUUGGCUGCAAUUCGAACUGUCAUUUUUUCUCUCUUUCUUUUGCGGUCUUUCGAUCCAAGAUGACGAAAGGUACAUCCAGCUUUGGUAAACGCCAUAAUAAGACGCACACUUUGUGCCGUCGUUGCGGUCGUUCUUCCUACCACAUCCAAAAGUCCACCUGCGCUCAAUGCGGCUACCCAGCAGCUAAAUUGCGUUCCUACAACUGGUCCAUCAAGGCCAAGAGGAGGAAGACCACUGGUACCGGCCGCAUGCGUCACUUGAAGGUUGUCAGACGCCGUUUCCGUAAUGGUUUCCGCGAAGGCACCCAAGCUAAGCCCAAGAAGACCACCCAAGCUAAAUAGAUGCCGUGUAUCUAUAGUUAAUUAGUGCAGGAGUUUGUCCUUCAAGGGUAUUUAGGAAUGCCUUUGUCUCUUUUUUUGUUUAUGACCACACACACACACACUUAUUUUUGUAUGUUUUAUGAUGUUUGAAAAGUUUGAAAUAAACAAAACACAAGAUUGUAAUAAAAAAAUUGCAAAGGUA
This is a messenger RNA of Lucilia cuprina (Australian sheep blowfly), 533 nucleotides long. RefSeq names its product probable 60S ribosomal protein L37-A (gene RpL37a). The transcript is spliced from 3 exons. Gene Ontology annotation, molecular function: structural constituent of ribosome; RNA binding. Bases 71 to 352 code for a protein of 93 amino acids. Gene Ontology annotation, cellular component: ribosome; cytosolic large ribosomal subunit. Lineage: Eukaryota; Metazoa; Arthropoda; Insecta; Diptera; Calliphoridae. The record is from RefSeq and is a predicted model, not a curated record. Gene Ontology annotation, biological process: translation.